Ceutorhynchus assimilis (cabbage seed weevil) is the source of this 2493-nucleotide messenger RNA. The record is from the annotation of a GenBank genome assembly. NCBI's taxonomy places the organism in Eukaryota, Metazoa, Arthropoda, Insecta, Coleoptera, Curculionidae.
AUGGGCAGAACAGAUCCGGGUCCUCAAAAGUACAAGGAGUCAAAUAAAAUCGACAGCAGGUUCGGCCUUAAGGUGCCACAUCAGGACAAAUACUGGACCGAUUUUGUGUUGAAAGCAAAAAACAAAGAUAUAGGCUCCGGAAUACUUUUUGAAUAUCAUCGUUUUGGUUUUGGGGCGGGACCAAUUGAGUCUGGUCCAUGGCAGGGAACAGCUGUUGAGGCCGGACUUAGAUCGGGAGACUUAUCCCCACCAUGGACUGCCCGCACCCCAAAACCCCCCUGGCCAAUAAACUUGUUGUCAACAGAACAAAUAGUAUUUUAUGAAUGGAAUACUCUGUCUAUCUUUGAUAAUAGAUAUAAUACGACACCUGGAGACAAAUUUUCGGCUAGAUAUCCUCAAGAUAACUGCCAGAAGUUCGGAAAAACCCAAAGCGAGCAUGAUUGUUCAGCCACCCACUACGAAAACUACCUGAGGCACGAUUUACACAUCAAAAGGUUUUGCUUUCCAAGUGAAAAAGGUCUCGUUCAGAAAUUACACCCCCAAAAUCCUUUCCCAGGAGGUCAACAUGGGAAUGUGGAUUUGAUCAUGUCAUUUUUGGGAGUAGCCCAUUAUGCAGUUGGGCUCUCUUUCAACCCCUUAACUAUUUUGGGGCUUGUUCCUGUGUUUGCUGCUGGAUUAAUGUUUAUGCAAUAUGUAUCGGUGGAUCCAGAAUCACAUCCCAUUGACAUUAUGAAGGUACGACCAGAAUAUGAUUUUAUAGUGAUAGGAGGUGGUUCGGCAGGUGCAGUCGUGGCAUCCAGGCUUUCGGAGGUCGAAAAGUGGAGCGUACUUUUACUAGAAGCUGGUGGAGACGAAAAUGAAGUUAGCGAUAUACCAACUUUAAGCGGAUACAUGCAAAUGUCGCAAUUUGAUUGGAUGUAUCAAACCAGCCCUCCAACCGAUUCCCAAUAUUGUCUUGCAAUGAUAGGAGAUAGGUGCAAUUGGCCUAGAGGAAAGGCUAGUAGUUAUUAUUUUCUAAAACAAGAAAAAAUCCAGGUACUUGGUGGUUCCAGCGUUUUAAACGCCAUGAUUUAUAUCAGGGGUAAUCGGCAUGAUUACGACCGAUGGGCAGAAGAAGGUAAUACAGGUUGGUCCUACGAAGAUGUCCUGCCAUAUUUUAUGAAGUCUGAAGACAAUAGAAAUCCUUAUCUAGCUAGAACAGCUUAUCAUUCGACUGGAGGUUAUUUGACUGUACAGGAAUCACCUUGGAGAACUCCACUGAGCAUUGCUUUCUUACAAGCUGGAAAGGAAAUGGGGUAUCAGCAUAGAGAUUGUAAUGGCGAGAUGCAAACUGGAUUUAUGUUAUCUCAAGGUACCAUUCGUCGUGGAUCUAGAUGUUCCACCGCUAAAGCAUUUUUAAGACCAGUACGAAAUCGUCCCAAUCUCCACAUAUCAAUGUAUUCCCAAGUAACCAAAAUCAUGAUCGAUCGUAAAACCAAAAUGGCCUACGGUGUAAAAUUCAUGAAAAACCACAGACCGCAUUUUGUCAAGGCCAGAAGGGAAGUUAUAUUGAGUGCUGGAGCUAUUGGAAGUCCCCAUAUUUUGAUGUUAAGUGGGGUAGGACCAAGAGAAGAUUUAGAAAAAUUUAAAAUCCCAGUAAUUAGCGAUUUGAAAGUCGGACACAAUCUUCAAGACCAUAUUGGACUUGGGGGGCUUACCUUUAUUGUGGAUCAACCAGUAACUUUUACAAAAUCCAGAUACCAAACAAUGCAAGUUGCCUUAGAAUACAUUCUCCGCGAAAGAGGACCUAUGACGUCGCUAGGAGGAGUUGAAGGUUUGGCUUUCGUCAACACUAAAUAUGCACCUGAAUCUGGCACGUGGCCUGAUAUUCAGUUUCAUUUUGCUCCUAGCAGCAUUAAUAGUGAUCCAGAUCAGGUUCGUAAAAUAACUGGUCUCCGCGACAGCAUCUACAAUACUGUCUAUAAACCUCUGAAACACGCAGAGACCUGGACGAUUUUGCCCUUGUUGCUGCGUCCAAGGAGCAGCGGAUGGAUCAAGCUCAAAUCCAGAGAUCCUAAAGUUUAUCCAGAAAUAAUCCCCAACUAUUUCACUCACAAAGAAGACAUCCAAGUACUAACAGAAGGCGUUAGGAUAGCCUUAAACGUUUCCUCCUCCAAAGCCUUCCAAAGAUUUGGCUCAAGACCUCACAAGAUACCCUUUCCAGCUUGUAGAGAAUACGAAUUCGAUACGGACGAAUACUGGGAAUGCAGUUUGAGACAUUUUACUUUUACCAUUUACCAUCCAACAUCCACUUGUAAAAUGGGACGCCAAGCUGAUCCAGAUUCAGUAGUGGAUUCAAGAUUGAGGGUGUACGGGGUGGGAAGGUUGAGAGUGGUCGACGCGUCUAUAAUGCCCAAUAUCGUUAGUGGGAAUACCAAUGCUCCGACGAUAAUGAUUGGCGAGAAAGCUAGUGACAUGAUUAAAGAGGACUGGGGGAUGAGGAUAAUGAAAUGA